AUGUCGGAACCUGAACCUAACACAACAAUCGAAUGUACGAAAUCGAUGCCUUGUAUUGAAUUUCCAUCUCCCAUAUUAGAUACAUCCAACCAUUCAUUGGGGUCUUACAAAAGUUGCGAUGUAGUUCGUGAGCAGGAAAUCCAGAAACCUAUUGAAAGAUCAUCAAACGUAAAAGCUUUGAUCGAAAAACAUAGGUCAUUUCAAGACAAAUUACUAAAUGCUAAAGUUAACGAUUUCAACACUAAGAAGAAAUCGUUCGCCAAUGCUUAUAAAAAUUUAUGUAGUACGUACAACGAUUGCAUAAAAAUGAAAGGUGACACAAAGCAGGUGGAAAACGUCAACAGUUUUGUGAAAAAUCAUAUGUUUGAAGUUUUUAAUGCCAACGUUAUAUUAAAUAAUCCCAAACCACUUGAUGUAGAAAAAUAUGUGUUAAAAUCCGACGAAAUCGAUUUCAAAACUGGAACGCCCGAGUUAGAUAAAAUUUUAACCGCUAUGGGCAAGCGUUUUUGGCAAAAUAUUGUUUCUGUAGUCAGCGUUAACGAUGCCUAUUACCAAUGUUUGACACAGAUAAUGGACACUAGAAAAUUUAAACAUUUCGAAGACGUAAUAGUUCAUGUCAAUUCAACGUUAAAAAUAGCAGGCGAUGAUUUUGAACUAAUCAGAUCGGAACUUGUCGCUUCUUCUAAGGAAUAUAUGGAAAAGUUCGGCAUCGUAUUGAACAGUAAAUUAAACGAGAAAUCAAAGAAAAUUCUACCAUCGAACCACAAUAGUAAGAUGAAUGCGCUCAGAAUGGAGUUAGCCGAAAAUAAGAGGCGCACGAAAAUCGCCGAAAACAGUAUCGCACGACUUCAAAAGGAAAAGAAAGACUUGUUGAACAUAUUAACCAGUUACGAUUCUGAAAACGUUCACAAAGUAUCUCUGGAAAAGCGGCUCGAAGCUGAGAAACAGAAAAACAACGAAUUACGAGAUUUAAUUAGUACUAAUUUCAAAAAGAAAAUACUUUUUAAUAUCACCCCGCCAAUAAAUAGCGACAUUGAAUAA
This is a messenger RNA of Rhopalosiphum padi (bird cherry-oat aphid), 1041 nucleotides long. RefSeq lists its product as uncharacterized. NCBI's taxonomy places the organism in Eukaryota, Metazoa, Arthropoda, Insecta, Hemiptera, Aphididae. The transcript has 2 exons. The record is from RefSeq and is a predicted model, not a curated record. Bases 1 to 1041 code for a protein of 346 amino acids.